Molecule: messenger RNA, 1778 nt
Organism: Episyrphus balteatus (marmalade hoverfly)
Lineage: Eukaryota; Metazoa; Arthropoda; Insecta; Diptera; Syrphidae
Gene: Gpat4
Product: glycerol-3-phosphate acyltransferase 3
Exons: 7
Coding region: 64-1665 (533 amino acids)
Biological process (GO): triglyceride biosynthetic process
Cellular component (GO): endoplasmic reticulum
Molecular function (GO): glycerol-3-phosphate O-acyltransferase activity
Source: RefSeq, a predicted model, not a curated record
UUCAGUUAGUUGUAACUUAACUUGUCAUCUUCUCAAUGUUAAGCUAGUCAAAUUCGGUAAAGCAUGUUUUCAUUUUUCAUCUUAUUUCUUUUGUUAAUUGGAGUUUUAAUAUUGUUGUCUGCUAUUAAUAAAUCAAUAGGAGCAAGAAAAUUAUACGUUCAGUUGUUGUUGAAAAUUUUCGAGUUUGGUCGAGCAAAUAUUGAAUAUUCCCAAAGAGAUUUAUAUAACUGCCCUGAAAAAUCCAAAGAAAGAGAUGAAGAAAAAACGGCGAAAGCUAUUGAAGAACACAAUGGAGAUAUUACUAGUAAUGGAAACAGUGUAAUCAGUCGGGACAAUGUUCUGCAACCAGUAGCAGAAAAGGAGUCAUUUUCAAACAUUCAACUAGAACCUAAAAACGUACAGGUUUCCUUCCAACUAGAAAAGUGUUUAACCUAUGUAAAAGCAGGAGUCGAAGCUAUUAUUGAGGACCAAGUAACAUCUCGAUUUGAAGCUGAAGAACUAAAAAACUGGAACCUGCUAACAAGAACAAAUCGCCGUUAUGAAUUUAUUUCAUGGAAGUUAACAAUAAUUUGGAUGAUUGGAUUUUUUGUGCGCUAUAUUAUUCUGAUGCCUUUGAGAGUUAUUGUUUGUUUCAUUGGAGUCUUGAUAGCUAUUCUAACAAAUUGUAUCGCCGCGUUGAUACCGUUUUAUUUUAUUCGCCAACCAGUAGCAAGUCUUUGUUAUAAACUAACUUUUCGAAUAUUCGCGCGAUCAUUGUCAUGUGUGAUAACAGAACAUAAUGAACAAUAUAAACCUAAAAGUGCAGGUUUUUGUGUUGCAAAUCACACUUCUCCAAUUGACAUUGCAGUUCUAUCUACAGAUUGCACGUUUUCUUUGGUUAUUUGGCUCACAGUGUGUACGUCUGUUGUUGGAUGUUUACCUGAGGGAGACAAAAAACGGGCAAUUGUUCAUGAUGUGCUUGGGCAUUGCUUUUCAUUAUUAUCGAGCGCGAUAUCCGCUGUUGUUUACUAUCACAAUAUUGAAAAUCGUCCAAAUAGUGGAAUAUGCGUUGCGAACCAUACAAGCCCCAUUGAUGUUCUUGUCCUAAUGUGUGAUACAACAUAUUCUUUGAUUGGGCAAAGACAUGGUGGGUUCUUAGGAUUACUGCAAAGAGCCCUUGCUAGAGCAUCUCCACACAUAUGGUUUGAGCGCGCUGAAGUUAAGGACAGACAUACUGUGGCCGAGCGUCUACGACAGCAUGUGUCCGAUCCAAAAAAUCCUCCGAUAUUAAUUUUUCCUGAGGGGACAUGUAUAAAUAAUACAUCUGUGAUGCAAUUUAAAAAAGGCAGCUUCGAAGUUGGAGGCGUCAUAUACCCAGUUGCAAUUAAAUAUGACCCUAGGUUUGGAGAUGCAUUCUGGAAUAGUUCAAAAUACUCCAUGAUGCAAUACCUUUACAUGAUGAUGACGUCGUGGGCAAUUGUUUGUGAUGUUUGGUAUUUACCACCAAUGUAUCGUCACGAAGGAGAAUCAGCAAUAGAUUUUGCAAAUCGAGUAAAAAGUGUGAUCGCCAAACAGGGAGGACUGGUAGAUUUAGUUUGGGAUGGGCAGCUCAAAAGAUUGAAACCAAAAAAAGAAUGGAUUGAAAUGCAGCAGGUCGAAUUUGCGAAGAGCUUAAAAAAUGACUGAUACACUUUUAAAAUAUUACAUUAAAAUCCCUUGUAUAGUUCUCAUAUUAUAAAAAUAUUCCCCGUACUUUCUAAAAUUAUAAUAUGAAUAAAAUAAAUUUGUAAAGGUCACAA